Messenger RNA from Marasmius oreades (fairy-ring Marasmius), 2937 nucleotides. RefSeq lists its product as uncharacterized. The record is from RefSeq and is a predicted model, not a curated record. Lineage: Eukaryota; Fungi; Basidiomycota; Agaricomycetes; Agaricales; Marasmiaceae. The coding region runs from base 85 to 2862 and encodes 925 amino acids. The transcript has 4 exons.
CUUUUCCAAACACAGCAACAACAUGUUUGACGCACGCACCUCGACCUCUACCCAUCACCAUCCAACCCGCACUAGGUGUUCCCUAUGUCCGGCUCGUCUCAAACCUACUCCUUCCAAGCUGGAAAUCAAUAUAUAUUAAGUGGAGCCCGCGACACUAGGAUAGCGAAGGCGGUAUUCAAUAACGUCGGUCGCGACCAGUUGAAUCUUUAUACUGGAAAUCCACUUUGGGAAGCGAUUGCAGACGUCGGAGCGUCCCAUAACUCGGAACAACAGGUUGACCGAGGCUGUUGUCUCCCUGGAACUCGUGAAGCAGUUCUCGACCUAAUUCGACAAUGGAGAGUUUCUGGGUGCAGGAGUAUGCCGGUUUGUUGGCUUUCUGGCGCUGCGGGUGUAGGGAAGUCGGCAAUAGCAUUGACUAUCGCUGAAGAAUGCGAGGAAGAUGGCCUCGUGGCCUCGUUCUUCUUUUUCAGAUCGGACCCCAAGCGAAACAACGCCUCCUCCCUCAUCCUAUCUAUCGCACACGGCCUUGUAGUUACGAGACCGCAUUUAAAACCAGUUGUCGACGAGAGAAUCGCAACUGACCCCCGGAUACUCAAGGCUAAGUUGGAGGAUCAAUACAAGAAACUGAUUCUACAAAACCUGAAUCAUCCCCCCCCUUCAUCUGCUCAUAGGAUCCCCAACCUGGUCAUCAUCGAUGGUCUCGAUGAAUGUGGUAAUGCUGCUAUGCAGCGCCGUGUCCUCUCCAUCAUAUUUUCCACAUAUCAACAGCCAUUCCAUUACCCAUUGCGAUUCCUCAUAUGCAGCCGCCCCGAAUCCUGGAUCCGAGAAGAAUUUAUUCGGUUCAGUGGAUUGACCAAACAUAUGAAACUGGAUGAUUCGUUCCACCCCCGAUACGACAUCGAACUUUACCUCAAUCAGCAGUUUCUGGAGAUCCGCAGAGACCCCAAAUAUUCACACGUUGAAUUCCCAGACCCGUGGCCAUCUCCCUAUCAUGUUUGGUUGCUGGUUGACAAAUCUGAUGGUCAAUUCAUUUUUGCAACGACUACCACCAUGUUCAUCAAGGCAGACUACGCACUUCCAACUGACCAGCUUUGCAUCCUUGUCGAUACCAUAUCCAACCAGUCCUCUGAUUCCUCGAGAGAGUCACCCCUCGACAAUCUUGACAAACUCUAUCUCAUGAUAUUGGGUGCCAACCCUGACCGCGAUAAGCGUCUGCUCCCCAUUCUCGCAACGAUCGUCGUAAUUAGGAGAACAUCUCCAGGGCUCAUCGAACUCGUGCUCGGACACUCCCCCGGCACGGUUGCUCAGACGUUACGUGCGAUGCACUCGGUGCUCGAUGUCCGCGAUCGGGAUGAUUGCAUCACGAUUUACCACAAAUCCUUCACCGAUUUCCUCCUCGAUCGGGCACGGUCGAGGGAGUUCUUUAUCAACAAGUCCGAGCGGGAGGACUUUCUGGCCUGUCGGUGGACCAGGGUUCUGACUGAGCAGUUGAGAAAAGAUCCUGAGCUGCUAAGACACAGGGAUUUAUCUGGUUCUUUAGAGACGCUGGUACGCUACUGGAAUGUGCUCCUUAAACAAGUGCAUGGCCGUAUGAGCAGUGCGCUGACGUCGGAGCUGGAUGCUUUCUACCACGUGGCUUUGUCCAUUACCGCGGAGUUAGUGGGUCACGACAUGCUACUUCACAUACUUAUGGCAAUCCUACUGCUUCCAUCUGAUAUAUGCUAUUUCGGGUUCAUCCAACUAUUCCUUGGACUUGGCGAAGAAGUUUUACGUCAGGCACUGAAAUCAAUGGACCAAAUGAUUAUGAUUUUAUACUAUUCGAGCGACCUGGUAAUGAUUCGCACCGAGCAUUCCCACACCUUCCGGGAUUUCCUCUUUGACCGUUCUCGGUCAGGGAGCUUUUUCAUUGACAAACACUCUCAGAGCAACUUUCUUGCACUGCGCUCCCUCUGUCUGUUCCAGAGUCUGUCGGAGAUUUUACUCGGAAACUGGGUUCGCAUCUGCAGUGUCGUCGAUGAUCCUACCGAGGAAUUGCUGUCCGAACUUUACCAGAUGGACUUGAGUGCCGUCCUCGCAAAGUACCUCAACCGCGGUUUGUAUUGCCUGUUCCGUGACUUUGAAACUAUCUCAACCUGGCUGGAAUCUAAAACCAAUGGCAUAACCCCGCCCGACCUUAUUUAUCGUUUCAGAAAUGUCCAAAGAGCAUUUCACAUUCGAAGCACGAGACAGGAUGUUGAUUCAGGGCGCCACCACAACGUCAUCACCAUGAUUAUCCUUUCUAUCGUCGAAUGGACCGGGUACGAUGAUCUGAUAUGUGCCUCAUUGAUAAUGAGAGAUUUUGUGGACCACCAUUCCAUCAGUUUCCGUGCAUCAUUCAAUAUCGCAUUGCGCUCAGCCGAGUUUUGCGGGUGCUCGGGGCACGGAUUUAAUUCUGACUGCGUUUCAACCCCGAUUCCUGAUAAAACAGAUUUAUAUCACAUCAGUAUCCCAGCUGGUUGCGCUCAAAUUUUCAAAGCAUUUGUAGCCAGUUUGGAGGCAUACAAAUCACGAAAUUUCACCCAAUCGGAGGACUGCUGUCUCACUUACAAGCUACUGGUGGAGUGUCCGAGUCUACUGACACGAUGUCUUCCACUACCUGAACUCCUUCCCCACUUUCGGACGCUGUUGGAUGCGUCUAAGACAUUGGAACUCAGAGGCGUCCAUUCUUACCACAGGAUGUGGUCCGAUGAAAGUCGCUUAGUCCGGUCACGGGAGGUGCAAAGCAAGCUGCUAUCAUGGCUUGAGAACUUCCCUCCCGAUUGCGCCAACGAAGUUGAAACUGCCAAAAAUGAUCUCCUGUCUCUAAACCUAUUUCAUGAAUGAUCCCUUUGCUUUUCUGUUGUCAUUUGCCUAUAAAUGGAUUUAGGUUAAUGAAAAUUCUUCCGUUCUGUAUCCCCA